AUGACGGGCAACAAGCAGCGACCCCCUUUCAGAGCUGAGCAUCUGGGCUCGUUAUUGAGGCCGAAAGAGCUGACCGAGAAACGGGUCAAACUCGAUUCUGCCAAAGCCUUGGAAAUUGCACAGGACAAAGAACUCCAUGCCAUCGAAGACAAGGCCAUCAACAAGAUUGUGAAGUCUCAACUCGACCUUGGGUUCCAUGCCAUCACCGAUGGAGAGUACCGUCGACAUCAGUUCUGGGGUACUUUCUUCCCCAAUCUGCAGGGGUUUGAGGAGAUCUCAAACCCCAGUUGGGACAUGUUCAGACUUUACGUGCCAGAUACCGCGGCUUUCACCGAGACGGGUCACAAGCCAGGCGAGUCCAUCGUGUGCACGGGCAAGAUCAAGCAUGUCGGCAGCUCGUACAUCCACGAUUGGGACUAUCUCAAGAAGCUGGUUCCCGCAGACAGGGUCAAGGAACUCAAGAUCACUCUGGCUGCUCCGGAGUGGUAUCACCUGCGAUACAAGAAGGGAUACGCGUACCCCAAAGACGUAUACGCCAACGACGCCGAGUACUUUGCUGAUAUUGCGGUCGCUUACAAGGCGGAGCUGCAGACUCUGUAUGAUGCUGGCUGUCGGAAUGUCACCAUUGAUGACCCCAACCUUGCUUACUUCUGCUCCGAGAAGAUGUUGGCAGGCUUCAAGGACGACGGUGAGGACUCGGAUGCGUUGCUUGAUUCGUACAUCAAGCUCUACAACGACUGCAUCAGCUCCCGCCCGGCGGAUCUACACUUGGGCAUCCACCUCUGCCGAGGCAACUUUGCGUACAGCAAACACUUCUCCGAGGGAGGCUACGAUCGUAUUGCCACGAAGCUCUUCAAUGACAUCAACGCUGACACCUACUUUCUCGAGUACGACACGGAGCGAGCCGGUACUUUCGCCCCGCUGAAGGAGCUUCCUCCACACAAGAACGUCGUGCUAGGCGUCAUCACCAGCAAGUUCCCCGAACUAGAGAAUAUCGACGAGCUGAAAAGCAGGGUGUUUCAGGCUGCCGAUAUCAUAGCCAAGGGGGCAGGGCAGACCCGUGAGGAGGCCUUGAAGAGGAUUGGCCCUCCCGCUGCGUCCCUCCCUGGCCCCGCCCACGCUGGGCCAGCGCCGGAGCGCGACACCACCCAAAACACCUGCCCACUUCCCCGAUUCAGCGAGCAAGCCUUCCCGGCAUUUGAGCAUCAGGUUCAGUACGAAACGACAGCCCAACUGCCCAUUGCCUGCCUUGUCUGCCUCGCUAUGCCUGAGAAGUCCAAGCCUCCGCCCGACGAGUCCGUCACGUACAGCUCAGGCAAGCACGACGGCCCUCCCGACCUCAGGAUCCUGCACUACAAUGAUGUCUAUCACGUGGACUCGUCUUCGGCCGAGCCAGUUGGCGGUGUGGCCCGCUUCAUGAGCCUGGUGAAGCACUAUCGUGAAGAUCCCAAGUGGAAAGGCCAGCCGGACCUGGUGACCUUGUUUUCUGGAGAUGCCUUCAACCCGAGUCUCGAAAGCUCUAUAACAAAGGGCGCCCACAUGGUUCCUUUAUUGAACAACAUAGGCACAGACGCUGCGGCUCUAGGGAACCACGAUCUUGACUUCGGGGUACGCCAGUUCAGGAACUUGGCCUCCAAGUGCAAAUUUCCGUGGCUCAUUGCCAACGUGCUUGACCCUGCACUCGGGGAGUCUGUUCCAAUUGGCAAUGCGAAGAAGACACACAUGAUCACCACUUCCAAUGGGGUCAAGGUCGGCCUGAUUGGCCUGGGCGAACGGGAAUGGUUGGCCACAAUUAACAGUCUGCCACCGGACCUGAUCUACAAAUCGGCAAGCGAGACGGCGAGGGAACUGGUUCCAAAGCUGCGUGCCGAGGGCGCGGAGAUUGUCAUCGCCGUCACCCACAUGCGCGAGCCAAAUGACAACAAGCUGGCGGAGCAGACUGAUGGCAUCAUUGACAUCAUCCUUGGCGGACACGAUCACUAUUACAACCACUCGUUCAUCAAGGGCACUCAUGUCUUACGAUCGGGGACGGACUUCAAGCAAUUGUCGUAUAUCGAGGCCCGGCGAGCCGGUAAUGGGUCUAGGAAAUGGGACAUUGACAUAAUCCGGCGUGAUGUUACCUCGGCUAUCCCGCAGCACGACGAGACUGUCAAGCUGGUUGAGAAGCUGACUGCAAGCCUCAAGUCAACCCUCCAGAAGCCUAUCGGCUACACCGCUGCGCCGCUGGAUGCCCGCUUUAGGACUGUACGGUUGAAGGAGAGCAACAUUGCCAAUUGGGUAUGUGACAUCAUGCGCCACCAUUACUCUGGUGAGUGUUGCAUCAUGGCUUCGGGGACCAUCCGCGGCGAUCAGAUCUAUCCGCCUGGUCCUAUCCUCCUGAAGGAUAUCAUGAACUGCUUCCCUUUUGAGGACCCAGUAGUGGUCAUCAAGGUCACAGGUCAGGCAAUCUGGGAUGCUCUGGAGAAUGGUGUAUCCCAGUACCCGGCGCUCGAGGGUCGGUUCCCCCAGGUUUCGAACAUCAAAUUCACAUUCGAUGCCAACAAGGCCGUCGGAUCAAGGAUCUUGAAGGCUACAAUUGGCGAUGAGCCUAUCGAUAUGGAGAAAAUGUACACUCUGGUCACGAGAGGCUAUAUGGCCAGAGGAAAGGACGGCUUCGACUCGCUUCUAAUAGAGGAGGAAGGUGGAAAGGCCAAGGAGAUCGUAUCCGAAGAGAAUGGUAUCUUGAUCUCAAUGAUGCUGCGACAAUACUUUAUGUCACUCCGGGUAAUGGGCCAGUGGAAGAACUGGGGCAACGCCAUAAACCGCCACUGGAAUGAGGUUUCCAAGAAAGUGAGCGCAUGUCACCCCCACUUUCAGCCCACUCCUCAAGCAACUCCGACCAGCCCUUCAGCCAGUAAGAGCCACGGCUGGGACAACUGGACGCCGCAGAAGGUACGAUCGAGAAGAGGGAGUGUCCUGCCACGAGAAGAGGAGAGCGAUAGCGAAGACGAGGGAACUCACGAGGCGGAGAAAGACGUUGAGGGAGUCGACAAGGAGCUGCAGAUCAUGCGUCGGGUUUUUGGCAAAUGGGCGAAGAUCGCGGGCGUCGAGUGCAAAGUCGCCGAUGAGCUCAACCAAAACGAGUUUGAUGUCGACUGGACAACGCCGAUUGCGCCGCGAGUGGAAGGUCGCAUCACGCAGAUAGGCGGCGACCCCCCAAAUUGA
This is a messenger RNA of Neoarthrinium moseri, 3204 nucleotides long. RefSeq lists its product as uncharacterized. NCBI's taxonomy places the organism in Eukaryota, Fungi, Ascomycota, Sordariomycetes, Amphisphaeriales, Apiosporaceae. The record is from RefSeq and is a predicted model, not a curated record. The transcript is spliced from 7 exons. Gene Ontology annotation, molecular function: zinc ion binding; 5-methyltetrahydropteroyltriglutamate-homocysteine S-methyltransferase activity; hydrolase activity. The coding region runs from base 1 to 3204 and encodes 1067 amino acids. Gene Ontology annotation, biological process: nucleotide catabolic process.